AGCGACAUCCCAAUGAAUGUUUUCCCAACAGUAAUAGAUACCCACUUGCAUAAAAACCCAAAAGGUGGAGAGAUGGUAGAUGUCUUCACCUGCAGCUCUGUGGAGCAGCCACAGCCUCCGAGAGCCCUGCUGUCCUCCCCCAGGGAGGCCUGCACUGUGCAUGAAAUGAGUCAGACAUUCACGUCCAUCAGCCGGAGUCAAGACAGCCUCAAAACCACAACCACAGUCCACACUGAGCCCGAUACUGACGAUAUUUGUGCUGCAAUCCUUCUGUCCUGCCUCUUCUGUCACCCGCUGGACUGUUUCCUGGCCGUGAUGAGAGGCUGCAACGGGUGCAUUUGGUCGCUGUGCUCCGUCCUGUGCGGCUGCGAGCCCAGCAGCCUGCAGCCUCUCCUGGACGUCACCCGGAGCUGCGACCUCUGCGGGUGUCUGGGUGUUCGCUGCUUCCUGUGCGACUGUCCAGCCUACGACAUCUGCCUCCAGGCCACCGAGUGCCUGGACCUCGCCAUGGAGAUCUCCCAAAUGCUUUACCACUAAAUGCAGCAAAUAACCACAAACACAGGAAAUACAUGGGAAUCAUUUAUUUGUUAAAAUCUUUUCCGAAAGUCAACUUGUAGGGACACAAAUGCUACCAGUUUAUGGUUAACAGUCAAUGUUAGCACUCAGAUAAAUGUCAAGGUAUCAUUGUUAAUAUAUUUUAGAGGAGAUUAAGUACGAUCGGUAAAAACUCUCAUCUUAUGGGACUAGGAACAACGUAAUUUUGAAGCACUUAGCUAUGUAGUAGAGCUCCAAAUCAAUCAAUUUAACCACCAAAUAGUUAAAAUAUUUGUGGCUGCUGAGUAGUUUCAAAUGAAUGCAAGUCAAUAACUUGGAGGGUGUGCCGGAGGAAAAUGAAAUCAGUCUGUCAGUGUUAAGAAAACACACAUUAAUUUACUGUACACAAGGUCGCGUAAAGCAUCUGACAAAUUAAAAUGCCUUUCUAAUCUUUGUGGCUAUUUUAUUGAGUAAUAAUAUUUGCAUUGCAGGUUUCAGACGACAAACAGUUAUACCUUAUCGUUACAGACGUGAGGCUAGUGGUUGGUUUAACAGAAGGUCAAAGCCCUCUGAAUUCAAACUACAAUGAGCGAUAGUAAAGUAUUAGAUAUAUCACUUUUGAUCGUCCCAAAAACAAAAUAAAAACAGAAGCCAUAAUCUUUGUAGAACCAGUAAAAUCACCCAGUGACAAACAGCGACUGACAACACGGAUAUGAGUCAGAAGAGGCGACUUAUAUUAAGGUAUAAAAACGUAAUGAGCUACAGUACGGUUGUAAAACAUGAUCUCGUUCUGUCUUGCAUUUCCAUUGACUGCGUGAAUAUAAAAUAAAAAAAGCUGAUUUGUAAUUUGUAGCUACUCUGGAAGAGGUCCUGCUUUGGCUAACUAGCUGCAGCAGCGAGUGAUUUUCCAUUGCUUUUCAUUUUUAUUACAAAUACAUGCAACC
Molecule: messenger RNA, 1478 nt
Organism: Eleginops maclovinus (Patagonian blennie)
Lineage: Eukaryota; Metazoa; Chordata; Actinopteri; Perciformes; Eleginopidae
Exons: 3
Coding region: 13-537 (174 amino acids)
Source: RefSeq, a predicted model, not a curated record